Molecule: messenger RNA, 1754 nt
Organism: Aphanomyces invadans
Lineage: Eukaryota; Oomycota; Saprolegniomycetes; Saprolegniales; Verrucalvaceae
Exons: 10
Coding region: 1-1653 (550 amino acids)
Molecular function (GO): sulfotransferase activity
Source: RefSeq, a predicted model, not a curated record
AUGUUGGUGGCGAUGUUUCAAAUCGACUCGACGGAAAUGGUAGCAAUCGUGGACGUCGGCGAAAUUCCUCUGCACGACAAGCACAUCCCGACGGCAAACCUGUCAAAGGACAAAACUAUCGGACCAUUGGUCACGUUGCGCCAUGCGAAUGUAAACAUUCAAGCGCUUCAGGACCGCUUGCGUUUGUUGGAAGAAACGAUGGGAAUAUGGGAUCCCGCGCAUCAAGUGGGCAACGUUCCAAUUCGACGUGCUGGCCACGACGCGUGGGGAAUCGACAAGAUCAUGCUGGUCUUUUGUGACGACUACAUGAAGAAUGUGUACGAAUUCCCUUGGCUGGAAAAAUGGAUCGAUGUGUUGCAGCCAUUCUUCGACCUUCUCCAGGUCCCUUUGACUCGGGUGGUGCGCUGCCUCCUCGCUCGUAUGCCGGCAGAUUCGGAUAUCCCUGUUCACAAUGAUACCGGCUACUGGGUCGACAAAUGUCAUCGCAUUCACUUGCCUGUCUUCACCGAUCCCGCAGUGGACUUUCGAGUGGGCCGGGAAGAAAAAUCCAUGGUUGCGUACGACUUUGCCGAGGGACACAUUUACGAGUUGAACAAUGCAUCCAAGCACAAAGUGCACAACUACUGGUCGCAACCUCGCGUGCAUUUGAUAUUUGACUACGUUGACGCCACGUUUCCAAUCUCGUCGAUUCCUCGUGUCAAGCUGACGCCGGGCAUGGUACUUCACCAGACACGUCGAAGCGUUGACGCGUCGACUCUCUAUGGAACGCGUGUGCCGCCUUCGUUCAUCAUCAUCGGGGCCCAGAAGGCAGGAACAACUUCGUUGUACGACUACAUAACGCAGCACGACUUGGUCGUCCCUUCGAUCCGAAAGGAAACGCAUUACUUUGAUUGGCGCUGGGACUCGUCACUUCCUCCUAUCGACGGACCGGAUGGAGUGACGAAGCACAAGGCGAUGUACCAUCGUUUCUUUCGAACUGACGUCUUGCUACCGAAUCCCUCGAUCCAAACUGGCGAAGCAACCCCAAGCUACAUGCUCGGAGGGUCCGUUGUCAUCCAGCGAUUCAAAGCGUUGGUAUCGGCCGAGACAAAAAUCCUCGUCAUCCUGCGAAACCCAGUGGAUCGAGCGUUCUCACAUUACAAUAUGACCGCAGACACGGAAGGCAACGCUGAGCAGCUCAAGAACCGUGGUCAUGCCGCACUGGACGGUCGAACGUUUGAAGAGAUUGUCUCAAGCGAAAUCGCCGAAAUCGAAGCGCUGGGUAUUCAUCCCGAGAUGAGUUUCGACGAAUUUGACGAAGUCUACUUGAAAAGUCGAGUAAACUACCGCCAUGGGGGACACUCAUUUGUUGGACGCGGUCUGUACGCGUUGCAGUUGGCAGGAUGGUACCAAGCGUUUCCUUCGUCACACAUCCACGUGGUCAACAUGGACGACAUGAAGACUUCCGUUGGGUUGCAUGACGUGAUGAACUCAGUCUAUUCGUUCCUUGACCUACCGCCGUAUACCAUUCAAGACUCAAGUGCCAAGAAUACUCGUCUGUACGCCCAAAUGAGCCCUGAAACGAGAGAGCGCCUCGAAUUAUUCUACGCUCCGUUCAAUGUCAAACUCAAGGCGCUUCUGGGGGAGAAGUCUAAUUUUUCGUGGGCGGUUUGACGCCGUAGGUCGUCGCUUACAGUAGCUCGCAGCACAGUUUAGGAGGUGGCGGAUUAUAUUAAUGUGCUUCAUGCUGCUAUCAAUGUGAUGUAAUUUUCCGG